AUGACAGUAGAGAGGAUGAGAACAAUCGGUUUACUCUUUGUGUACUUCAUCGCUCUAGUCUUAUUCAUUGCUGCGGUGCAGGCAAUUCCCUAUCCUAUUGAACAUUAUGAUCAUGGGGCGAUUUUGGCAGAAGCACCAAUUGCUGUUCAUGGCCAUGUAGAGCCUGUGUCCUAUCCUAAAUAUUCCUUCAGUUAUGGCGUCAAGGAUCCCCACACAGGGGACAUUAAAUCCCAAGCCGAGGAACGUGAUGGUGAUGUAGUCAAGGGUCAAUAUUCAUUGGUUGAACCCGACGGUUCGGUGCGUACUGUGGAUUACAAUGCAGAUGAUCAUAAUGGCUUCAAUGCGGUUGUUCACAAAACCGGACCGGCUGACCAUCCAGCUCCGGUUUACGAUCAUCAUUAUUAA
Musca domestica (house fly) is the source of this 405-nucleotide messenger RNA. RefSeq names its product cuticle protein 8-like. Gene Ontology annotation, cellular component: extracellular matrix. The record is from RefSeq and is a predicted model, not a curated record. The coding region runs from base 1 to 405 and encodes 134 amino acids. The transcript is spliced from 3 exons. NCBI's taxonomy places the organism in Eukaryota, Metazoa, Arthropoda, Insecta, Diptera, Muscidae.